Molecule: messenger RNA, 580 nt
Organism: Phycodurus eques (leafy seadragon)
Lineage: Eukaryota; Metazoa; Chordata; Actinopteri; Syngnathiformes; Syngnathidae
Product: cytochrome c oxidase subunit 6A, mitochondrial
Exons: 4
Coding region: 169-516 (115 amino acids)
Biological process (GO): mitochondrial electron transport, cytochrome c to oxygen
Cellular component (GO): mitochondrial inner membrane
Molecular function (GO): enzyme regulator activity
Source: RefSeq, a predicted model, not a curated record
UUCCCUGGCGCAGCGACAGAUUGAGAGGUGGGAGGAGCCUGCCGCAGUGAGUUCACCUCAGGACAAGACUGAAGGACAAAACAAGCAGGAAGGAGACGAAAGGUAACGCCAGCAACAGGCGCACUGCGAGGGAAAUAAAGACUUAGCAUAUCGCCUGCCUGAAAAAGAAUGUCGUUGUCGGCUGUCGGGCGGGUGCUUGCCGCCGCGUCGCAUUCGAGCCACGAGGGAGGAGCGAGGACCUGGAAGAUCCUGACCUUCGUCCUGGCCUUGCCCGGUGUGGCCGUGUGCAUUGCCAACGGCUACAUGAAGAUGCAGGCGCACUCGCACGAGCAGCCGGAAUUUGUGCCCUACGAACACCUCCGCAUCCGCACCAAGGCCAAGAUUUAUGGGACGACUCAGACAUCACUCACCGCUGUCUCCCGACAGAAAUUCCCAUGGGGCGAUGGCAACCACUCACUGUUCCACAAUGCCCACGCCAACGCUCUGCCCGACGGCUACGAGAGCUCCCACCACUGAAGGGCUGUCCUUCUACACGGUGAUGAUGUCUUGCACUGAAAUAAAGAUCACCAUUGUGCUUGCA